CCUGUCCCUGUUGUGGUUCCACAACACGCGUGAAUGUCGCUGUGUGAAAAACUUUGGUGCCAUGGCCGCUGAUAACUGUGCUGGAAACGUUUCUUUGUCUUUACGGAACCUGCUGAACUCCAUCCACUGCGUCAGAGACCGAGUCAGAGAUGGAGAGUCCAAUGAGUCAGAUGGAGCGUUCAACCUCUCCAACUUCUGGGACACUCUGAACCAGGCAGUGAAGGCCGUGUCUCAGGAAGCCACUAAACUCAGCCUGGCCUUCUCCAAACCUCCGCUGCCGUCACAGCAGGAUGGAGAGAAGUUGUCAGAGUCCAUGAUGAAGAGUGUCCUCACCCUGUCCACAGUCUAUUACUGGCUACCUAAGAGCCAAGGCAUCAGUCUGAGGCGGCACGUCAGAGACGCCACCGUCGAGGUUCUGGAGGGAGUUUCACAGCUGGUGGAGGUGAUACUGAACUCACCCCUGCAGAGUCUGAGCCAGGAACAGCUGACAUCAACAGGAAGUGUGUGGUCAGCCUGCGACCAGUUCGCCCAGUUACCACAAGAUAAUAAAGCUGCUGUGCUGCUGGUUCUGUCUGCUCAGAUCGGAGUGGUGAAAGACGCCAUCGAGGAAAUUGAACAGGCCUUAUCUGAGGCCCAGGACCCAUUCAGUGACGUCCUCGACGACGACCAAGACGGGGACGAGCCUCGAGGCAACCAGGACACGUACUGGUCAGACAAGGACCGGCGUGUGAUUGGUCCGUGCCAGGGUCUGAUGAAGGCGUCUGCAGCAUGCCUCAGGAAGCUGGUAUCAGCGAUCAAAGCCAACGGCAACGUUACUACGCCUCAGAACCUGUCCCAGCUCGAUGACCUGGCUGACAUUAGCAAGGAAAUCAGCCCAGGUGUUGAUGAUCUGGCUCUGUGUCUGUACCCGCCCAUGGACUACAGUGGGGUGGAGAGCAACGUGUCUAAACUGGCAGCGCUGUUGAAGAAGGUGCUGGGGAUCAUCAGGUCCAGUCAUGUGUGUGGGGAGUCAGAACUGACCUGGGUUCAGUUCUUAGACGGAGCCAUCGAUCACAACCUGCAGAAAACCAGAGACCUGAUCCAGCAGGACGGAUAGAGCUGCUACAGGGUGUUAUGUUGUUUUAUGGUUGGCUGCAGGGAUGCUUGUGUGUGUGUGUGUGUGUGUGUGUGUGUGUGUGUGUGUGUG
Seriola dumerili (greater amberjack) is the source of this 1186-nucleotide messenger RNA. RefSeq names its product cyclin D1 binding protein 1 (gene ccndbp1). The transcript is spliced from 11 exons. The record is from RefSeq and is a predicted model, not a curated record. The coding region runs from base 62 to 1096 and encodes 344 amino acids. NCBI's taxonomy places the organism in Eukaryota, Metazoa, Chordata, Actinopteri, Carangiformes, Carangidae. Gene Ontology annotation, cellular component: nucleus. Gene Ontology annotation, biological process: regulation of cell cycle.